Micropterus salmoides (largemouth bass) is the source of this 1310-nucleotide messenger RNA. Its product is annotated as MRN complex interacting protein. Gene Ontology annotation, molecular function: chromatin binding. Lineage: Eukaryota; Metazoa; Chordata; Actinopteri; Centrarchiformes; Centrarchidae. The coding region runs from base 210 to 1097 and encodes 295 amino acids. Gene Ontology annotation, biological process: mitotic G2 DNA damage checkpoint signaling. Gene Ontology annotation, cellular component: nucleus. The record is from RefSeq and is a predicted model, not a curated record. The transcript is spliced from 8 exons.
UGGAUGAGUGACAUCAUCCGCCGCCUGAGGAGGAUCUCUGACGCUGUGUCGUCCUCCGGCCUGCGGGGGCGCUCUGCUCACUUUACGUCACUGCGGCCGCUGUGAUGUAAGGUGUGACGUAUCACCGCGGUUCAAAAACACCCCGGGAAAACUGAUCCGGAGAAUCACAACCAGGACCAGGACCAGGACCAGGAUAAUAGCUCUCCGUCAUGGUUCAGGAGUUUCACGUCCUCCAGUGUUUUUCCUGUCAGAGCUUCCAGGUUCAACAGGUGAAGAAGGCGCCCAGGUGGAGCUGUAAACUGUGUGGAGAGAAACAGUCGCUGCUCAAGGAGUCUGGGCGGGGCUCCGCGGCCGACUGCAGGCGCCAUGUUCAGAAGCUGAACGCCAUGAGAGGAACCCUGAUGGAGAAGCAGGAGCGCAAAAACUGGUCGCUAUGGAAGCAGGUGGAGGCAGACGGAGAGGAUGAAGCCGAGGAGCCCGACCAGGUGAAGCACGCUCAGGUGACACAGACUCAAGGGAGCCGCUGGAGGAAAUACCUGGACACACCUGAGGAGGCGGAGCCAGAUGAGGAGGAAGACGACGACAGUGUUUUGAUGGACAGGCAGCAGCUCCAUGGCAACAACAUGACUGACAGAAAUCGAGACUCAUCAGACCAGGCGACAUUUUUCCAGUCUUCAACUGUCCAAUUUUGGAAGAGGAAGAGAAGAGAAGGAUGCACUGACAGCGGAGGACAGGACGACUGGACACCUGAACAGUCCAACUGGUCCAGUCUGAAGAAACCGGCCUCAGCCAGAACCAGGACCAACAGUCCUCCCAGUAAGAAGAGCAUUAACCCCGGCUGUGAGAGUACUGGUCCAGUCAGUAGUUGGGCUAGUUUCCUCAGUUCUGACUGCCAGGUGAAGGCGGAGGGGGAGGGGCCUUCAGGGAGUGGGAGGAGUCGUCACAUGGGCGGAGCUGCCUCUCUGCCCUGUAAUGACACUAACCAGACUCCGCCCCUCGCCAGGACCCGCCCCCUGCUUCCUGUUUCCUCCAUGUUCGAGAGUGGAGAAGAGUUCAGCUUUGACGAGUUUCUGACAGCCGAUCAGUUCAUCAGUUAAUCCAGCGAUCGCUUCAGAUCUUCUGUCAGUCGCUGUGUUUCUGUCUGGGGAGAAAUGGAGAGAUGAAAUUUAUGUGAAAACCUGUUGGCUUGUUGCAAACAUUCAACAUGUGACCAGAUCUAUUGAUCAGAUCAGUAGUUUCAGGUUCAGUCCUGAUGUGUUUAUCGAUCAGAGCAACAUGUGACUAAUAAAGAUCAGAAGGUGGAGACGGGA